Messenger RNA from Acipenser ruthenus (sterlet), 1401 nucleotides. RefSeq lists its product as uncharacterized. The record is from RefSeq and is a predicted model, not a curated record. The transcript has 4 exons. The coding region runs from base 1 to 699 and encodes 232 amino acids. Lineage: Eukaryota; Metazoa; Chordata; Actinopteri; Acipenseriformes; Acipenseridae.
AUGACUGGCCAAAAACCUGAUCCUGUCUGGAUCACGAUCAGAGAGAAGCCCAAAGUGGUGAAACCAGAGAGGAGCGACGAGCCCGAGGCCAAAAAACCCAAACUGGACCUGAAAGAGACGACACUGGUGAAGAAGCACAUCUCCACUCUGGCACGCACUUGCAGAUUCUUCCUGAGCAACAUCCGAAGAAUCCGACCCUUCCUCACCAACUAUGCUACCCAGCUCCUGGUCCAGGCCCUGGUACUCUCCCGCCUAGACUACUGCAACUCCCUCCUGGCUGGCCUCCCUGCGUCCGCCACCCGUCCGCUCCAGCUCAUCCAGAACUCUGCUGCUCGCCUGGUGUUCUCUCUACCUCGCUUCGCCCACGCUACUCCACUACUCCGCUCGCUCCACUGGCUCCCGAUCACCGCUCGCAUCCAGUUCAAGACUCUUGUACUAGCCUACAGAUGCCUUGAUCAGACUGCACCCAGCUACCUCCAGACCCUCAUCUCUCCCUACACCCCCACUCGACCUCUCCGCUCCGCCUGCACUAGAAGACUGGCUCUACCUCCGCUACGCUCCCCUGCCUCCCGAGCCCGCUCCUUCUCCACCCUUGCUCCGCAGUGGUGGAACGACCUUCCUACAGAUGUCAGGACUGCCCAGUCCCUGACCACAUUCCGGCGCCUCCUUAAGACUCACCUCUUCAAACAGCACCUGUAGAACUCCUCUGUUGUAUCCUGGGACACUAUCACCCUUCAUUUAAAUAUGCUUUAUUUUGCUCUUAUCUGCCCCCUAUUUUACUGCAUUUAAUCCUGUACCUCAGAAUAUUGUAAUCUCCCAAGUGUUUAAUCUGUAGUAUUUUGUACUUAAUCAUAUCCUGAUGUAACUAUCACUACUUAAUCAUAUCCUGAUGUAACUUUCACUAUUAUCUGCUGUAUUAUUGAAUUGUGGUUUGUCACACUUGAGAAUUAUUGUAUUUCUUGUUCUUAUUGUAUGACUUAUAUUGUAACACUUGAAUGUAUUUGUAUUUGCUUGCGAUUGUAAGUCGCCCUGGAUAAGGGCGUCUGCUAAGAAAUAAAUAAUAAUAAUAAUAAUAAUUUUGAAUUAAGAUCAUGGAGGGUGGAUGUUAAUGACAUCCUUGUUCAGACUCCCAUUGCAUCGCAGUGUGAUCCAUUCCUGGUUUUAAUAAGACACACCUGAACUUGUUACCUGUACACACUGUGGCUGGUAGGAAAACCUGGACUGGAUGAAACUGCUGUGCAGUAGGAGUCUUGUUUCGUGAGGAUAAACAACUGUUUUGGGGGCUCCUCGGGGUUUUUCGUCCUUUCUCUCGUUCAGUGCUCCUGAAAUCCGGCACGGAUAAGGGCAUGGAUCCUGUGGGAGAGGACUCUGAGCUGCUGCUUCAGAUCCGAAACAACGUGC